Messenger RNA from Rubroshorea leprosula, 1296 nucleotides. NCBI's taxonomy places the organism in Eukaryota, Viridiplantae, Streptophyta, Magnoliopsida, Malvales, Dipterocarpaceae. The record is from the annotation of a GenBank genome assembly.
CCCACCAGUGAGCCAUUGACCUUGCCUCCCCAGCCCACCGUUUCCUCUUUUGGUUCCAAAUCCCACGACGCCUGUGGUAGGCACAGGACUACUUGAGCUUGGUUUCAACCCUGCUCUUUUCUCAAAGAAGCAAAACAUGGGUGGUGGAAAGGUCUAUACUUUAGCUGAGGUCUCCGAGCACAACACCCCCAAAGACUGCUGGCUUGUAAUUGACGGCAAGGUAUACAAUGUAACAAAAUUCUUGGAAGACCAUCCUGGUGGUGAUGAGGUCUUGUUGUCUUCCACAGGGAAGGACGCAACUGAUGAUUUCGAGGAUGUUGGUCACAGCAGCACUGCCAAAGCCAUGAUGGAUGAGUAUUAUGUAGGUGACAUCAAUACAUCAACCGUUCCUGCCAAGACCAAGUAUACCCCUCCUAAGCAGCCUCACUAUGAGCAAGACAAGACAUCAGAGUUUGUUAUCAAGCUCCUUCAAUUCCUAGUUCCCUUGCUAAUCUUGGGAUUGGCUCUUGGCAUCCGCUUCUACACAAAAUCAGCUUGAGUAUCAAUACCAUGGUAAAAUCUGAAAGGAAUUCACAAUAAGAUUAUACUAGUUCCCUGUUUACUUAAGUUUGUUUAUAUCUGUUCAGACUGAGGAGUGGUAGAACCGUUUAAUAUUUUAUUUAUGAGAGACAUAUUAUUGUUUUAAUGUCAUUGUUUUUCUUUCUCCUUGAUAUGCAAUUUGAUAAAGAAACUGCCUUCCUUUGACAUCGAGCGUCGUUCUAGAAGACUUAAACGUCAUACCCUGCGGUCAUUGUUCAAUACCGUCUUUGAUCAUAUCGUAAAGAUAUAGGCUCUAUUAAAAAUAGACUAGAAUAAUGAUAAAUGUCUACGUUACAGCCAAGGCUAGUGAACGGUACAAAUACCAUACUCAUUUCUGCAAAGAUUAUCCUUGUGCUAUCCGUUAAGUUUUGUCACCGGGCAAGAGGGGAAGGCCUGUAAGAACAUGCAGGCUGAUGAAUUGCAUUCCCUCUUCGUCAAUGUUCACUUGCUUUUACUACUGAUGAGAACCAGAGAAAUGGGAGUUGUAACAGGCGAGUAAGGCGUGCUGAAACUGGUGUAUCGAGGCAGGUUUGUGGAUAUAUACAAGCAGCCUAUCACUGCUGCAGAAGUGAUAAAGAAGAACCCAAAACACUGUGUUACACGACCAGAUGUGUUUGAGUAUCCAUGGGUCGUUGUUAGACCUGAGUCAGUAUUGCAUCUAGGGAAAGUUUUCUUCAUUUUUCCUAAUCAUACACUUAAUAAACUGUUAAAAGCCAG